Sorghum bicolor (sorghum) is the source of this 1044-nucleotide messenger RNA. Its product is annotated as very-long-chain 3-oxoacyl-CoA reductase-like protein At1g24470. Gene Ontology annotation, molecular function: ketoreductase activity. NCBI's taxonomy places the organism in Eukaryota, Viridiplantae, Streptophyta, Magnoliopsida, Poales, Poaceae. Gene Ontology annotation, cellular component: endoplasmic reticulum. The transcript is spliced from 5 exons. Bases 1 to 1044 code for a protein of 347 amino acids. The record is from RefSeq and is a predicted model, not a curated record.
AUGGAUGUCCACCACCCUAGUGACAUCCAGCAGCUGCAGCGAUAUCCAUGGUUCCACUUCUUGGCGGUCCUGGGCGCCCUCUACCUCGGCGCCGUCACACUUCGCCUGCUGUCCUACCUCGGCCUCCCCAACUUGGUGCGCCGGCCGACGGACCUUCGCCGCCGCUACGGCGCGUGGGCCGUGGUCACGGGGCCGACAUCCGGCAUCGGCAGAUCCAUGGCCUUCGAGCUCGCGCGCCGGGGCCUCAACGUCGUCCUCGUCGGCCGCGACCCCGACAAGCUCCGGGACGUCUCGGACACCAUCGCCAAGACUCACGCCGGCGUGCAGACCAAGACGGUCGUGUUCGACCUCUCCGUCGUCUCCACGGCUCAAGGUGAAGAGGCGAUGCGGCGGCUCCGCGAGGCCGUGGACGGGCUUGAAGUGGGGGUCCUGGUCAACAACGCCGGCGUGGCGAAGCCGUGCGCCGUGUACCUGCAUGAGUUCGACGUGGACGCGUGGGUGAAGAUGAUACGGGUGAACCUGUGGGCGCUGACCGAGGUCACGGCGGCGGUGCUGCCAGGGAUGGUGGCUCGCCGGAGGGGCGCAAUCGUCAACAUCGGAUCUGGGUCAACGGAGGCCAUACCCUCCUUCCCCCUCUACACGAUCUAUGCCGCCACCAAACGGUAUGUUUCUCAAUUCUCGAGGAGCCUCUACGUUGAGUACAGAACCAAAGGGAUUGAUAUCCAAUGUCAGGCCCCGCUGUUCGUGGACACCAAGAUGGCGUCGAGCGUGGCCAAGGCCAAGCGCUUCUCGCCAUUUGUGCCGACGUCCGACGCGUACGCGCACGCGGCCGUGGGCUGCAUCGGGCACGGCGCGCUCUGCGUACCCAACGCCGGGCACCGGGUCCAGUGGUGCAUCGCUGCCGUCGUGCCGGACUGCGUUCACGACUGGCUUCGCCUCCGCGAGCACCUCCGGCAGCGGGCGCUCUUCCAGCGGCUCAGGUCGGCAAGAGCUGCACCGUGCACCCCAACAAUUGGUGGGACGACUUCUCGAGAGAAGAGUUAG